GCUACAAUAAACAUAGAGAGUCCGAUGUAAUUGAUAUUCUCUUUCUUGUUAGGCAUGCAUUAAUACCCCCUGUGCAUGCAGCCCAUUCUUUGCUAACCUUUCAAUUCAUGGCUAUACCGCCCAAAUCUCACUUGUUUAAUGAAGAAGAUCUCCUCAGCUUUGUAUUUAAAGACACGCCCAUGUAAAAACUUAUAGCCACAUAUCUCCAAUGUAUCUGUUCUAAAUAUUUUCUCUGUGAGGAACUAAAAACUUCUCUUCAUUUCUGGAGUUCACCAUGGAGCAACUAAGUGCUGAUUUUUUAUCAUCUCUACCCAAACAUAAAUGGUGCAGAGAUGAUAUCAUCUACCAAUUCGAUGGCUUUUGGUUUAGACUCCCAUAUCUUCAAGGAACUCUUAAGCUUCUCAAAGACUUCAAGCCACUUCCCACUGAUGUUAUCCUAGCUUCUUUUCCCAAAACUGGCACAACAUGGCUCAAGUCCCUCCUAUUCGCCAUCACUCAGCGUUCCUCGAAAGCCUUGUUGAACUCCACCAAUCCCCAUGAUCUAGUCCCAACACUGGAACUUCAAGUCUACUCAGCAAAUCCUACUCAGGCUGAUAUGUUAACAAGCUGUGAUGCAAAUCCUAGGAUCUUCAGUACACAUGUACCUUACCAGAUCCUGUCCAAAAGUGCCAUUCACUCGUCCGAAUGUCGGAUAGUUUAUGUCACAAGAAACCCAAAAGACACGCUCAUUUCAUUGUGGCAUUUCGUGGGAAAAUCUCAGAUGUCUCAGAUCAAGCCAUGGCCUAUAGAGGAAGCCGUGGACAGGUUUUGCGACGGAGUUGUCCCUUAUGGACCAUACUAUGAUCAUGUUUCACAGUUCCGAAAGGAGAGCUUGGAGAGGCCUCAGAGAGUUUAUUUUGUAAGCUACGAGGAACUGAAAAUUGACACCAAGAAUCAAGUGAAAAGUUUGGCUGAAUUCUUAGGCUGUCCUUUUGAAAAAGAAGAGGAAGCAGAGGAGAUUGUAAAGAUGUGUGAUAUCCAGACACUGAAGCAGCAUGAGAUUAACAAGUCUUCUGAUUUGCCAGAUUGGUUUGAAUUGCCGUACAAUUCUUUCUUCAGACAAGGCGAGGUUGGGGACUACAAGAAUCAUCUGAGUUCCGGGAUGAUCCAGCGUAUUGAUGACAUGACUAAGGAUAAAUUUCACGGUGCGGGUUUAAUGUUUGGAGUUUAAAUUGCUAAAACAUCUGCAAACUCUGCAUGCUGCAGACAAGGAUUUCCUUUUGAACAUGUGAGGAUAUGAUUAAUUAUCUAAUAAAAAAACUGUGCCAGUUUAAGGUAGGUUCUGAGUUUGAAUUACCAUUUAGAGGGAUUUUCGUGAAAUUGCUAUAAUAUUUUCAGAUAUCUUUGA
Daucus carota subsp. sativus is the source of this 1387-nucleotide messenger RNA. Its product is annotated as cytosolic sulfotransferase 5. Lineage: Eukaryota; Viridiplantae; Streptophyta; Magnoliopsida; Apiales; Apiaceae. Gene Ontology annotation, cellular component: cytoplasm. Gene Ontology annotation, biological process: sulfation. Bases 275 to 1210 code for a protein of 311 amino acids. Gene Ontology annotation, molecular function: sulfotransferase activity. The transcript has a single exon. The record is from RefSeq and is a predicted model, not a curated record.